AAUUCAAAACGCCGGGGCAAUGAAUUUUGAUGUUUUUGUUUCUUCCUUCUCAAUAAAACUUUGACAUGUUUCGUAAUCUUCUUCGUAGUGGUAACCGUUUAGCUGUUGCCAGACAACAACGCUUGUAUUCUACUGUGCCUCCUCCUAAGCAAUCCAGUGGACCUACUUUCCCUGCCAUGUUGGCUGUUGCCUCCAUGGGUUUCGCUGCAUAUUACACCAUUGUCAAAUCCAGAGAAGGAAACACCAUGCCUAGAAGAAAGGAAACAACCACUUAUGCCGAAGAAGAGGCCUUGAAGCAAAAGAGAAUUGCCGAAAGAAAAGCAAAGAAGGAGCAAGAAUUAAAGCCUAUUCCUGCCUUCUCACCCGAAGAAGUCACCGUUGUCUUUGUUUUGGGUGGUCCCGGUGCCGGUAAAGGUACUCAAUGUGAAAACUUGACUAAGGAUUAUGGAUUUGUUCACUUGUCAGCUGGCGAUUUGUUGCGUGCUGAACAAAAGCGCGAAGGAUCUAAAUACGGUGAGUUGAUCAACCAUUAUAUUCGUGAAGGUUUGAUUGUGCCUAUGGAAGUGACUAUUGCGCUUUUGGAACAAGCUAUGAAAGAGGCUAUGGCCGAAGGUAAAGCCAAAAGAUUUUUGAUUGACGGUUUCCCACGUAAGAUGGAUCAAGCUGUCAAAUUUGAAGAGGUUGUUGUGCCCUCCAAAUUGGUCCUCUUCUUUGAAUGUCCCGAGGAAGUCAUGUUGAAGAGAUUGUUAAAGAGAGGUGAGAGCUCCGGACGUGUGGAUGAUAACAUUGAGUCUAUCAGAAAGCGUUUCAACGUCUUUACCGAAACUAGUAUGCCCGUCAUUGAUGCUUUCGAGAAGCAAAACAAGGUCAAGAAGAUUUCAUGUGAUCAACCUAUUGAGGAGGUGUAUCAAAGUGUCAAGACCAUCUUCGAUGACAUGUUUGCUGAAAAACAAUAAAUUUAAACAAAAUUACCAUAUCAUUAAACUUUUAUUAAACAUGCAUUAUAACAUACACUACAUUCGUAUUGCUAUUUACCAA
Messenger RNA from Mucor mucedo, 1038 nucleotides. Its product is annotated as adenylate kinase-domain-containing protein. The transcript has 5 exons. The coding region runs from base 66 to 956 and encodes 296 amino acids. The record is from RefSeq and is a predicted model, not a curated record. Gene Ontology annotation, biological process: UDP biosynthetic process; 'de novo' pyrimidine nucleobase biosynthetic process; CDP biosynthetic process. Gene Ontology annotation, molecular function: ATP binding; UMP kinase activity. Lineage: Eukaryota; Fungi; Mucoromycota; Mucoromycetes; Mucorales; Mucoraceae. Gene Ontology annotation, cellular component: cytoplasm; nucleus.